Messenger RNA from Emys orbicularis (European pond turtle), 2241 nucleotides. RefSeq names its product oxysterol binding protein like 11 (gene OSBPL11). The transcript has 13 exons. The coding region runs from base 1 to 2241 and encodes 746 amino acids. The record is from RefSeq and is a predicted model, not a curated record. Gene Ontology annotation, cellular component: cytosol; membrane; intracellular membrane-bounded organelle. Gene Ontology annotation, molecular function: sterol binding. Lineage: Eukaryota; Metazoa; Chordata; Testudines; Emydidae.
AUGCAAAGUGGGGAGUCGGCCUCGGCCGCAGCCAUGAGGGUGUCCGAGAGCGAAGCGAAGCUGGAAAUCCCGCUCCCGGCCCAGAACAGCGGCAGGAGCCCCGGCAGCCGAGGCGGCGGCAACACCAAGGGCUGGCAAUACAGUGAUCACAUGGAAAAUAUUUCUGGCUAUUUAAUGAAAUAUACCAAUCUCGUCACUGGCUGGCAAUAUCGAUUUUUUGUUUUAAACAAUGAAGCUGGCCUACUGGAGUACUUCGUGAAUGAACAGUCUAGAAAUCAAAAGCCCAGAGGUACCUUGCAGCUAGCUGGAGCUGUAAUUUCACCCAGCGAUGAAGACUCUCAUACCUUCACUGUUAAUGCUGCUAGUGGAGAGCAGUACAAACUAAGAGCCACCGAUGCUAAAGAACGGCAGCAUUGGGUUAGCAGACUCCAGAUAUGCACGCAGCAUCACACGGAAGCAAUUGGAAAGAACAAUCCUCCACUGAAAUCUCGCAGCUUCUCUCUUGCAUCCCAAGGAAGUGGCAACUCUCCUGGUGUUCAGAGGAGACCCAGCCAAAAUCCAGUUUCUUUUUUUAGUGUUGGACAUCACAAGUUGCCAGCAGGAAAGAGAGUUCCUAUUCUGCAGCCAGACCACCUAGUAGAUGUUAGAGAGAUGAUGUCUCAGGCUGAGGGACAACAGAGAGACUUGAUCAGAAACAUAGAAUGCCUUCCUGCCUCUGGUCACCUUACAUCCUUGGAUCCAGACCUGUUAAUGCUGAAAGCAACUUCCAUGGCAACUAUGAACUGCUUAAAUGACUGCUUCCAUAUUCUCCAACUACAACAUGCAUCACAGCAAAAGGGAUCCUUACCAGCAGGGACAACGAUCAGUUGGUUGGAACCAAAGAUUUCUUUGUCAAAUCAUUUCAAAAAUGGAGCAGCUCAAGAUUUUUCAUCAGAGCCAAACAAGCCAGCAUCUGUCAUAGAGGAGCAGUCUAUGCCAGAGCCCUGCCAUCUAACAAGGGAACCUGAAGAAAUAAACCCAGAUGAGGAGCUGGAGGAUACAUGUGUUAACAAAGAGGAUGACCUCGGAGCAGUGGAAGAACAGCGCAGUGUUAUCUUACAUCUCUUGUCUCAGCUGAAACUUGGCAUGGAUUUAACAAGAGUGGUUCUUCCCACUUUUAUUUUAGAGAAACGUUCUUUGCUGGAGAUGUAUGCAGACUUCAUGUCUCACCCGGACCUCUUCAUUGCAAUCACAAAUGGAGCUACCCCAGAGGAGAGGAUGAUCCGCUUUGUUGAAUAUUAUCUCACUUCAUUUCACGAAGGUCGCAAAGGAGCAAUUGCUAAGAAACCAUACAAUCCAAUCAUCGGAGAAACGUUUCACUGCUCUUGGAGGAUGGCUAAGGGCGAAGUAGCCUCUGACUCAAAUAGUAACUCUUCAUCCCACUCCCUCUCAGAGCAAGCCACUCUUUCACAAGAGCCAGAGGGCCAAGUGGAGUCAGACUACUAUACAGUCAGAUUUGUAGCUGAGCAAGUGUCCCAUCAUCCUCCCGUCUCAGGGUUUUACGCUGAAUGUGUAGAGAAGAAGAUGUGUGUAAAUGCUCAUGUCUGGACAAAAAGUAAAUUCUUGGGAAUGUCAAUAGGAGUAACAAUGGUUGGUGAAGGACUCUUAAGUCUUUUGGAAUAUGGAGAGGAAUACACGUUUUCUCUACCUUGCGCAUAUGCUCGAUCAAUUUUAACUGUUCCUUGGGUAGAAUUGGGAGGAAAGGUCAAUGUUAAUUGUGCAAAAACUGGGUAUUCUGCAAGCAUUACUUUCCAUACCAAACCAUUCUAUGGUGGCAAACUGCACCGAGUCACAGGUGAAGUAAAGCAGAAUGCAACAAACACUGUAGUCUGCAGAGUACAAGGUGAAUGGAAUAGCGUGCUUGAAUUCACCUACAGCAAUGGAGAGAUCAAGUACGUGGACUUGACAAAACUGUCAGUGACAAGAAAACGAGUACGGCCCCAAGAGAAGCAAGGGCCAUUUGAGUCUAGGCGACUGUGGCAACAUGUAACAGAGUCUCUGAAGGAUGGAGACAUCGAUAAAGCAACAGAGCAUAAGCGAGCCCUUGAGGAACGGCAGAGAAAUGAAGAGCGACUUCGUGCUGAAACAGAGGCACCGUGGAGCACAAAAUACUUUGUUAAAGAAGGAGAUGGCUGGGUGUAUUAUAACCCCCUUUGGAAAACAGUCCCCACCAUACAGACUCAGCAAAUGGACACUAACUAG